Penicillium robsamsonii is the source of this 933-nucleotide messenger RNA. RefSeq names its product PP2C family serine/threonine-protein phosphatase. Gene Ontology annotation, molecular function: cation binding; protein serine/threonine phosphatase activity. The record is from RefSeq and is a predicted model, not a curated record. The coding region runs from base 1 to 933 and encodes 310 amino acids. The transcript has 5 exons. NCBI's taxonomy places the organism in Eukaryota, Fungi, Ascomycota, Eurotiomycetes, Eurotiales, Aspergillaceae. Gene Ontology annotation, biological process: protein dephosphorylation.
AUGUCUACCUCAGACGCAGUCACGCUAUUUGAUGCUGGGGCUGGUCAAUCCCAAGGUGGUAGGAAGCACCAAGAGGAUCGUUGCGCGGUGAUCUUUCCGGAUCAGUUUCCUUCGAACAUGAAGGACAAAGUUGCAUUCUUCGCAAUCUAUGAUGGGCACGGCUCUGGAUUGGUUUCAGAACAUGUCAAUGAUAGUCUCCACCACCUGCUUGGACGGCGUCCGGAGUUUGAACGAGAAGAUUGGGCCGGAGCUAUCAAGGCAGCACUGGCGGAGGAAGACAGCCUUCUGUUGGAUAGGUUCAAGCAUGAAUCUUCCGAGCCUGCCAUUUCGGGGUCGACCGUGGCAAUAUGCUGCAUUAAUCUCACCAAGGGUGAGCUGGUCGUUUCCAAUCUAGGUGACACGCAUGUUAUCCUGGCCGAGCGGGACCAGAAAACAGAGCACCCGUAUCACAUUCGACGUCUCACAGAGGCUCACAAGCCCGGUACUCCCAGCGAAAAGACACGAAUUGAGCAGGCAGGCGGUGUAGUUGUUGACCGCAGCGGCACACAGCGACUUGGCUCCUUGAACAUGUCUCGAGCAUUAGGUGACUUGCAGUACAAAAAUCCGGUGAAUACUUUCACGGAUACCUCCGUAUCAGACCCCGCCUCAUCAGCUACAAGCCGAUCGGAAACUCGGGGUAACUUCCUAUCCAAUGAUCCAUAUACGUCGCGACGGACAUUGUACACAGACCGCCGUUACCUGUUACUGGUGGUGUCCGACGGAGUUACCGAUCGAGUGGACGACACGAACCUAGUUCAACACGUGAUGAAAUUAUCGAUGCGGGGAAAACGAGCGAGUGAAAUUGCACAAGACAUCGCGACCAAUAGUGCUAGCAAGCCUCACAGUGACAAUGCAACAUGCAUUGUAGCGAUGUUGGAUGGACAGGGAUCGUGA